AUGACGAACAAGACGAAGGAUCGAUCGGAAUCGGUGAAGAAGCGACCAGUGAAGAGGCAUUUCUUCGGCGACAAACCCUCCAAAUUGACUCGCCACUUGGCUGUGGUGCAGCCAGUUUUGCCAGCCGGUUGUCCUUUUGGAGCAGCUUUUCUGCCUCUCACUCGUGGCACAAUCAUACAGGCCAAUGGGAUACACAGAAAUAGGCCAUGGUUACCGCCCUAUCCGUUUGAUUCAGUUCGGACUUGUCGCCGAUUGACUCGUCUGGGCGACAGUGAUCCAUCCGGUCGUCCGACCUGCGAGUAA
This is a messenger RNA of Protopolystoma xenopodis, 303 nucleotides long. Lineage: Eukaryota; Metazoa; Platyhelminthes; Monogenea; Polystomatidea; Polystomatidae. The record is from the annotation of a GenBank genome assembly.